UAUGUAUAACAUUUUCAUUUUAUUAAUUGAAGGGUUGAAGAUCGUAUACUGUAUUCCUUUCCCAUAUAGAAUUUCCACGAAAGAAUAACGUUAAUCCCAUACCAUACAAACUCGUAAACUUGAGCUGUCAUCAUAAUCCUUAAAAAAAUUAUAAAUUUCCAAAACCCACCCCACCUUUAUAAACCCCUUACCAAAAAUAUUCUAACACCAGUAUUCCAGAACCUUCCCAAGAGGGCAAAACCGUUAAUUCAUACACAAAUCCUACUUCUACUAUCUUCCAAUUUCUUUGCUAUUUAUUCUCUCCCAAACACCCCUUCUUUUUCCAUCACAUCUAUUUUCCAAAAAAAAAAAACCGAAGAAAAAAAUUUCCUUCUUACGAAAUUCAAUUAAAAAAAAAUUACGAUAUUCAGAUCGAUUGAAAGAAAGAUGGAGAACAUGAUGAACACCCGACAAUCAGAAAUCCCGACAUACUGCGCCAAAGGUUGCGGAUUCUUCGGAACAGCAGCGACAAUGAACAUGUGUUCGAAGUGUUACCGUGACCACCGUCUCAAGGAGGACCAAUCCAUGACCGUUAGAGCUUUCGUUGAGAAAUCGUUAUCGUCGACAUCUUUGUUGAUACAUGAAUCAGUAAGUGAGGAACCGAAAUAUAAGUCCGAUGAAGCGGUGGUUGUGUCGGCGGAGAGUUCGACAAAGGCGGCGAAUAGGUGUAUGAGUUGUAACAAGAAGGUCGGAGUUGUCGGGUUUAAGUGUAAGUGUGGGUCCACUUUCUGUGGGUCCCAUAGAUUCCCUGAAGAACAUAGUUGUACUUAUGAUUUUAAGGUUGCCGGUGAAGUUGUCAUCGCUGAACAAAAUCCUAAGAUUGUUGCUGAUAAGUUGCGGAAGAUCUGAAACUUUAGAAUGUAAUUUUUUAGGUUUUAUGAUUUAAAUUUGAACUUGUUUGGAUUAAUUGAUUGGUGAUUAGUGUUUAUGAAUUAAGAGAAUUAUAGAGUUUUACUAUUUUUAUUA
This is a messenger RNA of Chenopodium quinoa (quinoa), 1005 nucleotides long. RefSeq names its product zinc finger A20 and AN1 domain-containing stress-associated protein 9-like. Gene Ontology annotation, molecular function: DNA binding; zinc ion binding. The coding region runs from base 427 to 888 and encodes 153 amino acids. The record is from RefSeq and is a predicted model, not a curated record. The transcript has a single exon. NCBI's taxonomy places the organism in Eukaryota, Viridiplantae, Streptophyta, Magnoliopsida, Caryophyllales, Amaranthaceae.